ACAAUAAUUGGCAGGUUUGUAAAUGUAGUGAUUUGCAGUGGUCUCAACCUUGCUCUCAGCACAUUGGCUGCAGUUGUGCACUUUCAAUCCGAUCGCUCAGUCUCAUUAGUUCAUCUAAAUACUACUUCGUCGGAGUGCUACUUUCCCAUUCCAAAUGCCGAUUUUUAACUUUUCGAUUAACACAUUCGAUCAGUUUAGGCCAUUGAUUUUCUAUUCGAACACGGACACAAAUAUUAUUGGGAUUUAUAAAAAUAGUGAUCAGUGAUUUGCAACGUCAGCAGCAAUGAGUGCACAAAGGAAUCCAAAAUUGGUUCAGGCAAUGAAGGAGAAAAGUAAAAAUGCGGCUCGCACACGACGCGAAAAAGAGAAUGCGGAGUUCGGUGAGUUGGGAAAAUUGCUGCCACUGCCGAUCGUAAUAACACAACAAUUAGAUAAAGCAUCGGUAAUUCGGCUGACAACGUCCUACCUUAAAAUGCGUCAAGUUUUCCCCGAUGGUCUUGGCGAAGCAUGGGGUUCGAAAGAGAUGCCAACAAAUACUCGAGUGCCUACAAUCAAAGAACUUGGCUCAAAUCUGCUACAAACGCUGGAUGGUUUCAUAUUUGUCGUUGCGCCAGACGGUAAAAUUAUGUACAUCUCGGAAACAGCAUCAACACAUCUCGGUUUGAGCCAAGUCGAACUCACCGGAAAUUCCAUUUACGACUACAUUCACGCUUAUGAUCAAGAUGAAAUGGCACGUGUUUUAUCAUUGCAUCCAAAUGGCUAUCCACCGAGUGCCUUUGAUCCAAACGAAUCCAAAAGUACAAACACCACAUUCAGCCCAGCUACAUUGAACAACAGCCAAGGCUCACCGAAUCAAAUGAACACAAAUUUCCAACAUCAUCCACACCAUCAUUACUCACACAUUACGCAACAUCAACACCAACAGCAGCUUAUACCAUCGCAAACCGUGGAAAUUGAACGAACAUUUUUCUUGCGCAUGAAAUGUGUUCUCGCCAAACGAAAUGCUGGCCUAACCACACAAGGAUACAAGGUGAUCCACUGUGCUGGUUAUUUAAAAGCGAGAGUAUUUCAAAUGGACAAUGGCUAUGGCGAUGGUCAUAAUUGUGUACAGAAUUUAGGAUUGGUUGCCGUCGGUCAUUCGUUGCCAUCGUCGUCAAUCACGGAAAUCAAACUGAAUCUGAAUAUGUUUAUGUUUCGUGCGAGCAUGGAGCUGAAAUUGAUAUUUUUAGAUGAUCGUGUGUCGCAGUACACCGAAUUCAGCCCACAGGAGUUGAUCGAAAAAACGUUGUAUCAGUAUAUCCACGCAGCCGACGUUCAACACAUACGAGAUUCCCAUUUGAUACUGAUGUACAAAGGCCAAGUCACCACCAGAUACUAUCGCUUCUUAACGAAAUCCGGCGGCUACAUUUGGAUGCAAUCGUAUGCGACAGUCGUACAAAACUCACGAUCCUCAAGGCCACUCUGUAUAGUUAGUGUUAACUAUGUUUUAAGUAAAAAAGAAGUAAAGGAUCUUGUUUUGAGUGACGUUCAAAUGAAUACGAAGCCAAAUUGUGUGGAGGCAUUGGGGUCAACAAGUACCAGUCAAACAGCCAUUCCAUCGCCACCAUCAUCGGCAAUUGCGCCACUAUCUCAUGACACACUCCCGAAUCACCAACACCAUCAUCAUGCCCGAUCAGCUUCAGUGCCAACAGCUCAGCAUCACAUGCAGCCAACCCAUUUCCAGCACAUUGAACCGCAGGUACAGUCAACGGUGCCGCAUCUGUCACAUCGACAAGAACUUCCGGUGCAUUCGAGCAAAAUGGAAAAUCAAACCAUGCAAAUCUCUGGCAAUUAUUCAACUUCAAUGGACCAUUUCGAGCAACAAUCAUACGGCAGUCAAUAUAAUUCGCCCAGUGUUAUUCAUCCGACGAUAAAUAAUCAGACGAACGUUGAGUACAACGAUCCAAAUUACUACAACGGUUUUUAUUAUGACGAUCAAAUGAAUAGACCGUUUUCAGCAAGCUCGAAUAGUUGCAGCAGUAGUAAUUCAGAUGCAGACUCACAAAUGACAUCGCAUCAUCAUCAUUCACAUCAUAAUUUGCAUCAUAACAACAAUCAGGAUCAUUCACAGCAGCAGCAGCAGCAACAUCAACAUCGCCACUCAAUUCAUCAUCAUAAUAGUCAAGUGCUACUUUCCACCAACACCCAGAACAGUAGCUCUCAUUUGGAUUCCGCUAAUUUAUCACCACCUGAAUACGUUGACUGCAUAGAUCAACGUACACAUCAUUCGUUCGAAGUAAACUGCUUCGGGGGCAUCGGAGACGUUGUUCCUCAUUUGCCAGACGAUCUGCACUCGAAUUACAUGCAAAACAGCCACAGCACCGGAGUCAACAGUUCGAAUAGUAUUCUGCUCAAUGGGAAUGCAAGUUCGGGUGGCUCGGUUCUGUUUAAUGGCAACAAUCUAUCCGGAACACAAGCCAUCACCGAUUCAAUUCAAUAUACCAGUGUUAUUGUGGACACAAAUAAUUAUCACAUGUCCAACGAUCAAUAUGUUCAUUAGUUUUUCUUUUCGUCAUUGUAUUAGAAACGAUUUAGUCAUUUGAUUUUUUUUCCCUUCGAAAGAAAAAAAAACAGCAACAACAACAACAACAAUUUAUCGAAUUAUUUUAAGUAACUAUGUGAAAAUCCAAAUCAAUUUUGUAUUCAAUCGACGAUGAAAGUUGAACGAUUUCUUUAUUGCUUGUCUUUUCAGAGAAAUGACUCAAACUUUCUUAUUGCCGCUCAUUCAUUUAAUCCUCGAUUUAGAGCUCUAAUUUGGAGAAAAAAAAACGAAGCAGAAAAAAAAACCAGAAAAGAUCAACCAUCGUAGUUUUUAAUGUUUAAGUUAGGAUUACGAACAAAUCAAAAUUAUUUUAACAAAACGAGAGGCACACACACACACACUCUCACUUAUGGCAAAACAUGUAAAUUUUCAAUGUAUAUGUAUAAUAGGAUUAAUCUGACUCUGGAAGUAAGAUAAAUAAUUCAUAUGAAUUUUUAACAAGCAA
Messenger RNA from Sitodiplosis mosellana (orange wheat blossom midge), 3026 nucleotides. It is a transcript of the gene sim, whose product is annotated as protein single-minded. The record is from RefSeq and is a predicted model, not a curated record. Gene Ontology annotation, biological process: regulation of transcription by RNA polymerase II. Lineage: Eukaryota; Metazoa; Arthropoda; Insecta; Diptera; Cecidomyiidae. Gene Ontology annotation, cellular component: transcription regulator complex; cytoplasm; nucleus. The transcript is spliced from 8 exons. Bases 284 to 2539 code for a protein of 751 amino acids. Gene Ontology annotation, molecular function: RNA polymerase II transcription regulatory region sequence-specific DNA binding; protein dimerization activity; DNA-binding transcription factor activity, RNA polymerase II-specific.